Messenger RNA from Haliotis rubra (blacklip abalone), 718 nucleotides. RefSeq names its product cytochrome P450 2U1-like. Lineage: Eukaryota; Metazoa; Mollusca; Gastropoda; Lepetellida; Haliotidae. Gene Ontology annotation, biological process: xenobiotic metabolic process. Gene Ontology annotation, molecular function: oxidoreductase activity, acting on paired donors, with incorporation or reduction of molecular oxygen, reduced flavin or flavoprotein as one donor, and incorporation of one atom of oxygen; iron ion binding; heme binding. The transcript is spliced from 3 exons. The coding region runs from base 1 to 663 and encodes 220 amino acids. The record is from RefSeq and is a predicted model, not a curated record. Gene Ontology annotation, cellular component: cytoplasm; intracellular membrane-bounded organelle.
AUGCAAGGAUUUUCAAGUCGACUGUCUCUGGAGAACAACGGAGUGGAGAACUUGGUCAGUGUUAUUGUAGACCUCUUUGGAGCCGGAACAGUAACCACAGCCACUAUCAUACUUUGGACACUGGUCUAUUUACUGCAUAACCCGGAUGUACAGGAAAAGUGUUUUCAGGAGAUCAAAGAAAACAUUGGCCAGAGCAGAUUGCCCUCCAUGAAAGACAAGAUCAACGUGCCCUACGUGGAGGCAACCAUUAUGGAAGUGUUGAGACGAGCUGAUAUCGUCCCCACAUCACUCCCUCAUACAGUUCCCCACGAUGUCCAGUUCAGGGGAUACACGUUCCCCAAAGGUGUCCCAGUCAUAGUGAUGCUUGAUUCAGUCCUACAAGACCCGGAUGUUUGGGGUGACCCAGACAACUUCCGGCCUGACCGUUUCCUUGACGACACUGGCAAGAUUGUAAAGAAAGAAGAGUUCAUUCCGUUCUCUCUAGGUCGAAGGGUUUGUCUGGGUGAGUCGAUGGCCCGGAUGGAGUUGUUCCUCUUCCUGACCACCAUGAUCCAGAGGUUCAAGUUCGUACCAGUGGAUGGCCAGAUGCCUUCCUUGGAUGCAAUCAUAGGCUUAACGUAUUCUCCAAAACCAUUCCUCGUGAAAGCCAUUCCUAGGAUGUAAUCGUUUUAAGUUAAUGAGAGAGAAGGAUGAGAGAGAGAGAGAUUAAGAUAAGAGA